This is a messenger RNA of Colletotrichum higginsianum IMI 349063, 957 nucleotides long. Its product is annotated as Amidohydrolase. The transcript has a single exon. Lineage: Eukaryota; Fungi; Ascomycota; Sordariomycetes; Glomerellales; Glomerellaceae. The record is from RefSeq and is a predicted model, not a curated record. Gene Ontology annotation, molecular function: hydrolase activity. The coding region runs from base 1 to 957 and encodes 318 amino acids.
AUGGCUCUUCUACAACCUUUCCUCACCCCGACGUCGACCAGACACGACGACAAGCUCUCACACAGGGUCGUCACCAACGCACGGCGGAAGUUGACUCUGCCGGAGCGGAUCCCCCGUGGCGCGUGGGACUCACACAUGCACGUCGUCGACCCUGCCGCAUAUCCCUUGGCGAAGGAUGCCGUAUACUGCCCCAAGACGCACCGGCUCGACCACGCCCUCUCGUUCGAGUCGUCCGUCGGCAUCGACAACAUCGUCCUCGUCCAGCCCUCCAUCUACGGCUACGACAACACGUGCCUACUCGACGCCCUGCGUGCCCUCGGCCCCCGCCGCGGCCGGGCCGUCGUGGCCUUCGAACCGGGCAGCCUGUCCGAGAGCACCCGCAGGGAGUGGCACAAGCUCGGUGUAAGAGGCGUGCGCAUCAACCUGUCCUCCGUCGGCAAGUCCCUCGACGCCCGGGAGCUCCGUGAGCUGCUGCACCGCUACGCCCGCGACUGUAAGCCCCUGGACUGGGUCAUCCAGCUGUACAUGCCCAUGUCCAUGAUCGAGCUGCUGGAGCCCGUCGUCCCGACGCUCGGCGUCCGCGUCUGCAUCGACCACCUCGGCCACCCGUGCGUCAAGGACAUGCCGUCGGAGGACCCGUACGACAUGCCGGGCUUCGCUUCCCUGGCGAAGCUGCUGCGGGCUGGCAACACGUACGUCAAGCUGUCGGCGCCGUACCGUCUGAGCACCCGGGCCGACCACAGCGACCUGGAGCCCAUCGCGCGGGAGGUCCUGCGUCUACGGGGCAGGGACCGCGUCAUAUUCGCGACGGACUGGCCGCACACCCGGUUCGAGGGGCUGGACAUCCGGCCGUGGAUGGAGACGGUCCUCGACUGGUGCGGCAAGGACGACGUCCUGACCGACAGGCUGUUCAGGGGCAACGCGGAGGACCUGUGGAAUGCCCGGUGUGAGAGAUGA